AUGGUAGUCGGGUUUUGGUUUCUCAAUCCUCUGCGGUCGGGUCCAGUGAGCCUGGUUUUGAAUUUUGUGCUGUUGACGGUUGUACGUUGUGAUUCGCCGCGUUUGGAAAGAGUGAAGGAGUGUUUUGUGUACAAUUGGGACGAGCGUGGUUUAGGAGGUGAGGGAGUAUGGCAAACCAAUGAGAUGUCGCCACGUGUUAUUUCUUGGAAACUUUGUAUUCCACUUUUUGGUUGUGUUUUUAAAUUCUGGACCAAGGGUCCCCUUAAGGCUAGUUGA
Molecule: messenger RNA, 276 nt
Organism: Prunus armeniaca (apricot)
Lineage: Eukaryota; Viridiplantae; Streptophyta; Magnoliopsida; Rosales; Rosaceae
Source: the annotation of a GenBank genome assembly